CAUAACAAAUCGAGACCGUUAAUAAACACUCGAACUCUGUCCCUUCCUCUCUCUCUCUCUCUCUCUCUCACCAAAACCCGUCGCCGAUCACGGCGCGAUCUCUCCCCUUUACCUCGCCGAUUCCUUCGAAUUCCGGCGAUUCCCUCCGUCGUCUUUCAAAACCCUAACCUUAACUUCCUUCAAUCGCAUGCUACCUCAGGCGCCAUGCAUCCGAAAACCCUAGAAUCCGCUGCAUGCAUGGCCAAGCCGGAGGUUUGUGGCACCAGGCAAGUUGGGAACUCGGCCUCCAAAUCCGUGAUCGAGACGGUGAACGGGUCCCACCGGUUCACGAUCACCGGGUACUCGCUCGCGAAGGGGAUGGGAUCGGGGAAGUACAUUCCCAGUGACGUCUUCACCGUGGGAGGGUUCGAUUGGGCCAUUUACUUCUACCCCGACGGGAAGAACCCCGAGGACAACUCCGUGUAUGUGUCGGUUUUCAUUGCGCUCGCUAGCGAGGGGUCGGACGUGAGGGCGCUGUUCGAGCUGACCCUGAUCGACCAGAGCGGGAAAGGGAAGCACAAGGUGCACAGCCACUUCGACCGUGCUCUCGAGGGCGGGCCGUACACGCUGAAGUACCGCGGAAGCAUGUGGGGUUACAAGCGCUUUCUUCGGAGAAAUGCAUUAGAGGCUUCUGAUUAUAUAAAGGACGACUGCCUCAUCAUGCAGUGCACAGUUGGAGUUGUUAGAGCUCGUAGGGAGGGACCAAAAUUGUUUUCAAUAUCAGUGCCUCCAUCAGACAUGGGACACAGUCUGAAAGAUCUAUUAGAAUCUGAAAUUGGUUGCGACAUAGUUUUCCAGGUCGGCGAUGAAACUUUUAAAGCUCAUAAGUUGGUGCUGGCCGCUCGUUCCCUUGUAUUUAAAGCUCAGUUUUUUGGACUUGUUGGCGACCGUAAUAUCAGCAAGACAGUUGUGGAGGACAUUGAGCCCUCCAUCUUUAAGGCAAUGCUCCUGUUCAUAUAUACGGACACACUCCCUAAUGUGAGUGAUAUUAUGGACAACCCGUCUUUGUGUACAUCAACUAUCAUGAUUCAGCAUCUACUGGCUGCCGCUGAUCGCUAUGAUCUCAAGCGACUGAGACUACUAUGCCAGUCAAAACUGAGCGAGGAGAUCAACCCCAGUACAGUGGCAACAACACUUGCCUUAGCCGACCAGCACCAAUGCCAAGAAUUGAAAGCGAUAUGUUUGAAGUUCAUUGCGAAUCCAGAAAAUCUGAGAGUGGUAAUGCAGACAGAGGGCUAUAAGCAUUUGGAGGAGAGCUGUCCCUCUUUGCUGUCAGAUGUUCUCAGGACAUAUGCCUCGGGCGAUGAGAACUCAGGGCCUGUCUCAGGCAAGAAGAGGAGUGCCAGCAGCAUAUUUGGGCAAGACCCAGAUCAUGAUCGGAACCCAACUGAGUCAGUGAAUCUUGAUGGAAGGCGCCAAAGGAGGCGGGUUUAGUGGAUCCAAAUCAUCCCUUGCUUGCCAUAAGCUUAGAAAUGAGAGUCCCUUUGUUCUUCGAGCAGUAUCAAUGGUAAUCGAAACUGAUCGUGGCUGGCCUGCUCCACUCUAGUCGUGAACUCUCUUGGAAUGGGUGAUUUUCUCAGUCUCACCCUGGUUGUUGGAGGGAAAUUGCGAUAUGACUAAGAGAUGAGGUGACUGGGGUUUCUCAUUUUGCUCUAAAUUUAUAUACAGAAUUGGUUGAUCGCCAUUAGAUUGUAAUUACAGAAAAUUAAGAUCUUUGGUUUCAUCCGGACGUUGUAGUUAGAAUUUUAUAAACCCGUGCUUUUCGUCAAA
Molecule: messenger RNA, 1809 nt
Organism: Punica granatum (pomegranate)
Lineage: Eukaryota; Viridiplantae; Streptophyta; Magnoliopsida; Myrtales; Lythraceae
Source: RefSeq, a predicted model, not a curated record